AGUGUUUGGUGUGGAUCAGCUGCACGGUACAUGACUCUGAUGGCUGUCUUUCUUCUCGAUGCCACGCUUGUUUUGAAUUGCAAUGUCGUGAAACCCCACACUGAGUGGACGUGGGCAAAUAGGAGGUCACAGCUAAGCAGGGGAGAAAUACCGAGCACGUUCCAAAGUGUCUAAACCUCUCUUCCUGAGGAUGACCAUCCAGAGUGUGUGUGUGGUUCAUGCCAGGAGCUGCUCUCAGAGGAAGCCACUGAAAUGGGACCUGACCCCAGAUGAGAUCAGGACCAUGACAGACAGCUUGAUAAGCAGAGUGAAGACAGUGUAUGAUGACAUCGGUUCACUUAACACAGAAGAGGUGUCGGUUGAAAACACACUGAAAGCUCUAGCUGAUGCCAAACUGGAUUAUGCAUCGUCUCGCCACGUUCUCGAUUUCCCGCAGUACGUUUGUCCGUCUAAGGAGGUCCGCACAGCGAGCACAGAGGCAGACAAGACACUGUCCGAGUUCGACGUGGAGAUAAGUAUGAGGGAGGACGUGUUCGAGCGCAUCACUGCGUUGCAGGGAAAGCUCCAGGACGACCUUUCACCUGAAGAAAAGAGAUUUCUUGACAGACUUGUCACAUUAGGCAGGCGGAGAGGACUGCACCUGUCUAAAGAUAUACAAGAGGAAGUAAAAAGAAUCUCAAAGCUCAUCAGUGAACUCUCCAUCGAGUUCAACAGCAACUUGAAUGAGGACAAUACGUUUCUGGUCUUUCAUCACCAUGAACUGGGUGGACUCGCUGAUACUUAUCUGAAUGGACUGGAGAGGACGGAUAAUGGACAGUAUGUGGUGACACUUGAAUAUCCUCAUUAUUUCCCCCUGAUGAAGAGGUGUCACAAUCCUGAGACCAGGAGGAAGAUGGAGACUGCAUUCCACAGCAGGUGUAAAGAGGUGAACACGGCGAUCCUCGAGCAGUUGAUACAACUGAGGGCAAAGGUCGCAGACAUACUCGGUUACAGCAGCCACGCGAACUACGUGCUGGAAAUGAACAUGGCUAAGAAUGCGAGCAAUGUGUCCAACUUUCUAGAUACAUUCUAUGAGACACUGAAGCCCAUUGGGAUCAAAGAGAGGAAGUACAUCCUUGCGCUCAAAAAGCGCGAGUGUCUCAUGAAGGGCUACGAGUUUGACGGGCGGCUCAAUGCCUGGGACUUGCCGUACUACAUGAAUCAAGUGGAGCAGUGCAAGUUCGCCGUGAACAAGGACAAACUGAUCGAGUAUUUCCCGCUCGACGUGGUGACGGAGGGACUGUUUGGAAUUUACCAGGAGCUGCUGGGUCUCACGUACACAGAGGUGGAACACGCGCACGUGUGGCAUGAAAAUGUCAAGCUCUACUCGGCACACGACACUGAAACGGGGGAGGAGGUCGGCCAGUUCUACCUGGACCUGCAUCCGAGGGAGGGAAAGUACGGCCAUGCGGCUUGUUUUGGGCUCCAGCCCGGCUGCAGAGGACCCGACGGAAAGCGCAGCGUUCCGGUGGCGGCCAUGGUCGCCAACUUUACCAAACCCAGAAAAGGCUGGCCCUCUCUCCUACAGCACCACGAAGUGGAGACUUAUUUCCAUGAAUUUGGGCAUGUGAUGCACGAGAUCUGCUCUAAGACCGUGUUCUCAGAGUUCAGUGGGACGCAGGUGGAGACGGACUUUGUGGAGGUGCCGUCGCAGAUGCUCGAGAACUGGGUUUGGGAGAAGGAGCCUCUGCGGAGAAUGUCUCGCCACUACAAGGAUGGCAGCCCGAUUCCAGACAAUCUUCUUGACAAACUGAUCGCCUCCAGAGUCGCUAAUACUGGUCUGAUGAACCUGCGUCAGGUGGUCCUCAGUAAAGUAGACCAGUUACUACACAACAGCUCUCACGCAGACACCGCUGAGGUGUUUGCAAAGCACUGCGAGGACAUCCUGGGUGUUCCUGCGACACCAGGGACCAACAUGACUGCCAGCUUCAGCCACUUGGCUGGAGGAUAUGAUGGUCAGUACUACAGCUAUCUGUGGAGCGAAGUCUACUCCAUGGACAUUUUCUUUAGUCGCUUUAAAAAAGAAGGCAUUAUGAAUCCAAAGGUUGGAAAAGAGUACCGCAGGGUGAUCCUUGAACCUGGCGGCCGUGUGGAUGGAAUGGACAUGUUGGAAACAUACCUGGGACGUCCACCUUGCCAGGAGGCUUUCUUUCAAUGUAAAGGACUGAUGAAGUCACGGGAAACAUCAAAUUUGUAAUUUAUUAAGAGUCUGGAUGCAAGUCGGUGUUGGUAGAAUAAUUUAUCUGCAUUAACUGGUCAUGAUUAGGACUCAACAGGUUUUAGGAUUGUGUGCCAUGUCUGUGGUUGCAGCCUCUCUAAUGUGAGGUGUGUGUAUGAGCAAUGAGUGUGUGUGCCUGUGACAAUAUUGUUAAUUUUUAAUGUGUAUUUAACAAUCAACAAAAUAUUAAUUUAUAAACAACAACUAUAGCUAUUGA
Molecule: messenger RNA, 2474 nt
Organism: Solea senegalensis (Senegalese sole)
Lineage: Eukaryota; Metazoa; Chordata; Actinopteri; Pleuronectiformes; Soleidae
Gene: nln
Product: neurolysin (metallopeptidase M3 family)
Exons: 13
Coding region: 191-2236 (681 amino acids)
Biological process (GO): peptide metabolic process; proteolysis
Cellular component (GO): mitochondrial intermembrane space
Molecular function (GO): metalloendopeptidase activity
Source: RefSeq, a predicted model, not a curated record